Messenger RNA from Tigriopus californicus, 996 nucleotides. RefSeq names its product sodium-dependent glucose transporter 1-like. The coding region runs from base 1 to 996 and encodes 331 amino acids. The transcript has a single exon. The record is from RefSeq and is a predicted model, not a curated record. Lineage: Eukaryota; Metazoa; Arthropoda; Copepoda; Harpacticoida; Harpacticidae.
AUGGCAAUUCAUAUGCUAGUGGGCUUUGGGUUUCUCCUUGGAGUUCAAAUUGUACGACCUUUCCUACCCGGGGAUGAAUUCAACCAAGGCAAGAGCCCUCAAGACGUGUGCUCUUCUGCUAACCGAUCAUCAAUGACGCCAUUCGAAAAGGACGCAGAUGAUGACAUUUUAUCCGUUGUGCCCCAAGUCUGGAGCCUACCAUCCAUCUAUUGGCCAUACAUCAUCCUCAGCAUCGUCAACAUCUUAGUGGCCUUAGCUUUCCUGGCCUUGGCUUUUUGCGUGUCGCCCACGAAGUUUUCGAUGCCCGUUUUUGACUCGGUUAUAGCCAAGGAAGAUCCCAAGGAAGAAUAUGCUAAAUUGGUCCGCUGGAUUCCCUUCUUAUUCUUGGUGUUCAUGUUUUAUGCCAUUUCAUGUGGCAUCGAACGGAUUUUCCAAUCAAUGGUCUUCACCUUCGGUCUUUGUGGACCAUUGGCCUUGUCGCCCAGUGCGGCCAAUAUCUCGGAUUCGGCAUACAAUGGUGGAUUUCUGGCUGGUCGGGUGGUGGCCACUUUGAUUGCGGGUUUCAUCCGACCUCGGAAUAUGUUGAUAGCCAGUUUGGGAUUGUGUUUAGUUGCCUCGAUCAUCUUGGCCGCUUUAGGAAGCUUUACAGCCGGUGGGCUUUACACUGCAUCGGCCUUAGUGGGCUUUACCAUAUCCUGGCAGUAUGGGAGUGCGUUCUCGUGGACUGCGCAGAAAUUAGAUAUCACUGGCAUCGUAGCAUCGUUGUUCGCAGCUUCAUGUGGCAUUGGAGGGAUGAUAUCUGUGCCCAUCAUCGGAUUCCUUCAAUCGAAAGCCAAUCCAUCCAGCUUUAUUUGGGCUGUGGUCAUAUUGGCUUGUGUCCAUGUCAUCAUUUUUGUGAUCAUGUGGUUUGUGGGGAAUAAACUGAAAAAAAGUGAUUCGAAAAUAUUCCCGGGUGAGGUCCAUGACUUUCCCAUGAAGACGAUUGACGAACAUUGA